AUGAUGCAACUCCACAUCCGUGUAGUAGAAGCAAGAGAUAUGCCAAAGGAAGAUGCAUUUGGCAAGUGCGAUCCAUAUGUCGAAAUCCAUGUUGGUUCCACCCUUUACAAGACUCGUGUUUGCAAGAACACCUACAAUCCAGUCUGGAACGAAUCCUACACAAUUCCGCUUCAAUGCGCAGGCACCUCCAUUUAUCUUAAGUUCAUCGACCACGAUAAAGUUACCUCAAACGAUCCAUUUGGCAUGGUAAAUCUUUCCACCAACGCCUUCAUUGUUGGCCAGGUUGUCGACAACUGGUACCCACUUACACCACUUAAGCACCACAAGAACUGUGGCCAGGUCCACCUUGUUAUCCAAGUUGCCCCAGCCGGACAUCCACCGUUCCAGCCAAUGGCUGCACCACCACCAGGCAUGGCUGCUCCAUGCGGCAUGGCACCACCACCACCAGGCCCAAUGGCUUACGCCGCUCCACCACCAGGCCCAAUGGCUUACGCCGCUCCACCACCACCAUCAUAUACAGCUGCUCCACCACCAAUGGGCUACCCACCACAACCAGGUUACCCACCGCAGCCAGGUUAUGUUCCACCACCAGCUGGCUACGCUCCACCACCACCAGCCGGUUAUGCCCCACCACCACCAAUGGGAUACCCACAGCCAGGCUACCCUGCUCCAGCUCCAGGUGGCUACCCAGGCGCUAUGGCUAUGUCUGCUCAUGACCAGUACAAGAUGCAGAAGAAGGCUCUCAAGGCUGCCCAUAAGGCCGCUAAGCAUGGAUACUAUUGA
Molecule: messenger RNA, 783 nt
Organism: Trichomonas vaginalis G3
Lineage: Eukaryota; Parabasalia; Trichomonadida; Trichomonadidae
Product: intracellular sterol transport
Exons: 1
Coding region: 1-783 (260 amino acids)
Source: RefSeq, a predicted model, not a curated record